CGGUUCUACCAUCGCCAGCGCGCCCCCUCCCGCACUCCCUCCGCCUCCCUCCGCAAACCACGCUCCAUCCUCGAAUCUAGUGCUCCUUCCGCUCUCCAUCCGCCUCCCUCCGCGCUCCAUCCGUCCUCUGCGCUCCAUCCUCGAAGGCUUCCAUCUAUGGCGACGAAUCCUGCCCACGGAGGCUUCCUUCUAUGGCGACGAAUCCCACGCUCCAUCCUCGAAUCAAGCAGCAGCGGUUCCUUCCAUCCUUGAAUCGAGCAGCGGAGGCUUCCUUCCAUCCAAAAAUCAAGCAGUCGUGGAUUCCUUCUAUGGCGCCCCUUCCUUUGACGGCCAGCCCCGUAGCGGCUCCCUCUAAUGGCAUUGGAAAAUCUUCCAUCCGGAUGGCGUUGAUUGCGGGGAAAUCCUCUCCCUCAAAGAUCUUAGGCCACCGUGUCUAUUUCUGCCUUCCCGCCUCCGCUCCCCCUCCUCUCUCCCUCCCUCCGCACACCACAUCUGCCCCUUCCUAUCUCCGCGUGCACUCCACGUGCGUGCACAUCGGAGGUGUGCCGCUGCCGGCUACGAAGAAGUAGCCUGUUGUUUCGGCUAGCGAGGGGGUGCGGAAGAAGGAAGGGAGAGGCGCUUGGUUGACCCGGACCGAAUGUCAAGACACCACCGAGGUUUCGCUGCAAUGCAGCGACGGCUUCCGCAGCUUCUUAGGCCAAGGUAAGCUU
Zea mays is the source of this 710-nucleotide messenger RNA. RefSeq lists its product as uncharacterized. The record is from RefSeq and is a predicted model, not a curated record. The transcript has 2 exons. The coding region runs from base 192 to 569 and encodes 125 amino acids. Lineage: Eukaryota; Viridiplantae; Streptophyta; Magnoliopsida; Poales; Poaceae.